Molecule: messenger RNA, 4340 nt
Organism: Haplochromis burtoni (Burton's mouthbrooder)
Lineage: Eukaryota; Metazoa; Chordata; Actinopteri; Cichliformes; Cichlidae
Gene: rapgef3
Product: Rap guanine nucleotide exchange factor (GEF) 3
Exons: 28
Coding region: 1660-4290 (876 amino acids)
Biological process (GO): Ras protein signal transduction; positive regulation of GTPase activity
Cellular component (GO): plasma membrane
Molecular function (GO): guanyl-nucleotide exchange factor activity
Source: RefSeq, a predicted model, not a curated record
UGGGAUUCAGAGAUUCUUUUAUUGCUACCAUAUAAUUUGCCUUAUGAAGAAUGUAUUAAUAACAUGUUUCACAGUAUCAUUUAUCAGUAAUAUUUCCUGCAGGGUUUAUAUUGCAUUGAAUAUGUCUGUCAUCACAUUGACCUUUCUAUUUUUACAGGUUGAGUUCAUUUUAUACACAAUGCAUAAAUGUGCUUGGUUAGAGUUGAUGUUCCAUUCUAGAAGGUUUUAAGCUUCACUGGUGAGAGUGUCCAGAUGAUACAUGCUGAGGGGAGAUGAGAACAUAGCAGGUUAAUUGCAUGCACGCUUACGAUACACAUAUUAAUCUAGUAGCAGGUCUGAGCGAAGGCCUAAGCGUCUUCUGCUUCAGUUUGAGACUGGCUGCAAAGUACUCUACUUAGUGAUUAAUGACGAGGGUCCAUUAUUAGCUCUCAGAGAUGUUGAGACCUGAAGUUAUUACCCUAAAAGGCAAGUAAUGUAGAAAAGAGAAGUGACAUGUCAGUGUAUGGUUAUUAGAAGUGUACGGGAUGUACCCUUGUCUACACGGGUGGAACUUUUGCCCGUCUGUCACCAUGUAUUUCUGAACUGUAUUGACGUAGGUGUGAUAUUUUAUCCUAUAAAACCAGAACCCAAUGUAUUCUUGUCAGAGCAAAACAAUCCAUAUGCUGAUGGUUGGUUGUUCUCCUGUGAUAAUAAAACUCAUCGUUUGAUUGCACUUUUCCGGAGCCUCCGUCGUUUGUUGUCUGGUCUAAAGUUGAUCGAUCUCGCAGCAACAAGUAAAUACAACUUUAGAGACAGAAACACAGAGAGAAGCGCUGCACAUAAAACAAUCCAUUAUAGGUUGAUGGUGUAAUAAAAUUAAGUCUAUAACAUUCUAUAACUAAUGCUUGAAUUUUUUUUGUUUCAUUUUGAGCAUUCUUUAUAAGAAACUGAUCAGCGAGUUGCUCAAUUUCUAAAUACCCUGUGAAUUGCUUUGCAGGGCAUGUGCAUCAUCAAUAGGGGGCAGCAUUUAUUUUCAAAGUGCCAGCCUGGAAUGUGAUGCAGACCUGGGUCCAUAAGAGUUCAAGGUGUCAACAGUCUAAAUUCAGUCUACCUUGAAAUUUGGAGCUUUUUGCUGGUUAUAUUCUCUGGAGCUAAAACAAGGUCACCUAAAUCUCCAAACGAGUUAAUAAGAUUUCAUUUCAAUCCCAGGGCCAGAAAGCAAUCGCCACUGCUGAAUUUUUAGGAUUUUCAGGGUGAAAGCUGAUCAUAGUCUCAGUGCAGCUUAGGUCUUUUGAUAUUUGGUGCAAAACAUCAAUCCCCUGAAAGAAUGUUUUCCCAGUAAUAUGCUGCUAUUUACAGAAGACAAUCAAGACAGUCACUUUUUCAGAUGCUAUCAACCAGACUGUAGCAAUAUGCUCUUCCUUAUCAGCUAAACUAUUGUAUUUAAAUUCCCCCAGGAGGUCAUAAGAAGGAAAACCGGAUUCCUUGGUUGUGAACAUUCUUUAUGUGGCAUCAGAGAGCCCCUGUGAGCCAUUUUCAAGACACAGAGAAACACACAGUUUAGUCAGAGAACACAAAAUUUAUCGACUAAACUUCAGCGGUAAUUUCUGUUUGGUUGGGUUUGAUUGCUUGGCUACUUUUAAGAUUGGAUUUUGAGACAAUUGUGACUGGAGUGUUGUCAUGACUCGAAGGAGGUCUAAACAUGAUUUUGUUCAAGCUGUUUUCUUGAUGGAGAACUACGUCAGAAACAGCAGUUUUCCACCAAGGCGGCGUACACCAGAGUUGGGGGACACUCCACUGCCAGAGGCUCUGAAUUCAAAGGACACUAUGAAGCAGUUUCUCUCAGAUCGCGUGGUGAAGGCAGCCAGAUCAGUAUAUAGUGUCAUGAUUGAGAAGAACCCUGGUCUGAUCCGAGAUAGAAAGCAUCACCUCAAAACAUACAGGCAAUGUUGCUCCGGUAAGGACCUUGUUGACUGGCUGAUGACCCAAAAUGAAGGCCUCCAAUCAAGAAGUCAGGCAGUGGGAAUAUGGCAGGUCUUAGUGGAUGAGGGAAUACUUCUCCAUGUGAAACACGAGUUGAAUUUCCUCGACAAGGACACACAGUUCUAUCGCUUCCAAGACUCCCAGUUUGGACUUAACCACAUAUUGAAUGAGAAGGAUUCAGAGGAUGAACUACAGGAAGCUCUGUCUCUGCUGUCUCAGCUUGGUCCUGAUGCUCUGCUCACUAUGAUUCUACGUAAAUGCCCCAGUCAGAGGAGUCCCGAGGACUUGGAGGUUAUCUACGAGGAGCUGCUCCACGUCAAAGCUGCCGCUCAUCUCUCCUCUUCAGUGCGUAAGGAGCUGGCAGCAGUGCUGGUCUUUGAAUCACAUGCCAAAGCUGGAACAGUCUUGUUCAGUCAAGGGGAUAAAGGAACCUCUUGGUACAUCAUCUGGAAAGGCUCUGUAAAUGUGAUCACGCACGGGAAGGGUCUGGUGACUACUCUACAUGAAGGUGAGGAUUUUGGGCAACUAGCUUUGCUAAAUGAGCAACCUCGAGCCGCCACCAUCAUCUUGCGAGAGGACAAUUGUCAUUUCCUUCGUGUUGAUAAACAGGACUUCAUAAGGAUCCUCAAGGACGUGGAGGCUAAUACAGUGCGACUGGAAGAGCACGGGAAGACUGUGCUGGUGUUGGAAAAGAGUGCAGACUCGACUGAACAAGGAGGAGCAGGGAACAGCAGCAAGUACACAGUUAUGUCAGGAACACCUGAGAAAAUCUUGGAACACCUACUGGAAACAAUAAAGUUGGAGUGUAAUGGAAAUGAUGCUAUAGAUUCUUGUGUGAGUGACUUCCUGCUCACCCACAAAGUCUUCAUGCCCUCCAGCCAGCUCUGUCCUGCACUACAGCACCAUUACCAGGCACAGCUUGCUGAGGGCUCAGAGCAGGAGAAGACUGCCUAUGUUCUCAACAUUAAGCAGAAAGUAGUAAAGUUGGUUGGCCAGUGGGUGGCACUGUUUGGCCUUCACCUGAAAGAAGACCCUAUUGCCUUGGACUUUCUGGAGAGAUUAAAGAAAGAUAUGGCAGCGAAUUCACAACUGUUCAACGUGCUCAAGGACUUCAGAGAAAGGAGGAGGACAAAAGUGUUGGAGAAUGGCUAUCAGUCACUGAGCAGGAACCACCAGUUUGAUUGGUUUUCAAACUUUGAGGAGUCAGUGGGGAGGGUUCAACCAAUCAGAGCACAUGAUAAAGUGUUGUAUGAGAUCUACAGGCCAGACAACAAACCUCUCACUCCGAUGCUGCCGGUGAAUACAUCUGUACAGGAGAUAAUGUCAGCAUUAGGAAAAGCUGGAGAAGAUCAUGUCCUCAUCAAAAUGAACUCCACAGGAGAAAGAGCUCAGCUAAAGCUGGAUGCUACUGCAGUCUACACCGCCCUAGGACUCAACGAGAGACUGUUCAUCUGCACAAUCAGCGAAGUGGAACAACUGACACCUCUAAAGGAGCAGCAGGGUCCAGAGCAAGGAACCGCUGACGUCCUUGAACAGAUGUCUUCUAAAGACAUUGCCAGUGAGCUCACCAAUUAUGACUGGGAGUUGUUCACUGCCAUGCACGAGGUGGAGCUGGUCUACUACAUUUUUGGGCGCCACAAAUUCCCUGGAGCCAUCACGGCUAACCUAGAGCGGUUUGUGCGUCGCUUUAAUGAGGUGCAGCACUGGGUACUGACUGAGCUGUGCCUAUGUGAAGACCUCGUGAAACGUGCUAUGCUGCUCAAGAAGUUUAUCAAGAUCGCUUCAGUAUUAAAGGAGCAGAAGAAUCUAAAUUCAUUCUUUGCUGUGAUGUUUGGCUUAAGCAACAGUGCAAUUCAGAGGCUUUACAAGACCUGGGAGAGAAUACCCAGCAAGACAAAAAGGAUUUACUGUUCUCUUGAGAGACUCAUGGACCCUUCACGCAACCACAGGGCGUACAGACUGGCUAUAGCUAAACUCAGUCCUCCUUACAUUCCCUUCAUGCCUCUGCUGCUGAAAGACAUGACGUUUAUCCAUGAGGGAAACGCAAACUACGUAGACAAACUGGUCAAUUUUGAGAAAAUGCGAAUGCUUGCCAAAACAGUGAAAAUCGUUCGAGGAUGCAGAAGCCAACCUUAUGUGCCUUCAUCUCCACAGAGAGGCCUGGCAGAUCGUAUGUUUCUGGAAGGCGCUGCUACUCGCUUGUCUACAUAUUCAGAUCACGCCUUUCCUCUGCGGACUUCCACAAACAUCCGGCACUAUAUCCAAAACCUGAAGGUGAUUGACAACCAGCGCAAGCUUACGCAGCUAUCGAGAACAAUCGAUUGCUAGGAAAUAUGACUGAAAAUGUGCAAGGACUGUGAAACUGAAGCAAAAUCACA